AGUCCGCAAUAUUUUGGGCUGGAGUCAUUUGAUUUGAUUAAUGCCUGCAGGCCAAAUGUUCUGAUGGAAACAUCGCCGCGAAAAGAUCGCGAGGCAUGGAAGUUUUUGCAACGACGCCCCAGAAGCCAGAGGCACAACAAGAGAUCCAAGUGGGGCAUGGCUGCUGCUGGCUGUAUUUGGAUGCGUCCGUGGUCACCUGUGUCAUUCUCUGUUGCACAGACCCAUCAUACAGCUUCGCGAAGGCACAUUCCCACUGAUGUUAUGCAGCGAGGCAGGGCUGGUGCCACACUAUGCUGCGAGAAAAGACCAGGACGCUUAGCAGGAGCUGGAUUCAUCGCCUUGAGUGUCUUUGGUUUCUUUGAGGGGCCUACUGAGGGCGAAGGUGAUGCCAAAGAUUCCAAGAGGCAAUCCUCCCGAGGUCGACGCCGCAAGGAGGAUGAUGCUUUGAGGCGUCUCCUGCUGCAGGGGCACGGAGAGCAUACGGAUUCCUUCAAGAGGACACUUGUAGAUUGGUGGGAGAGUUUGCCACUUGUUGGCCAGAAAAGAAGGAUAGAAAAAGAAGAGGCGCACUCGAAGGAUCGCCUGGAAGGUCCAGAAGACGCGGCUUCAGGCGCUGUAAAUAUCCUCGCCUCCGUGAAGACGUCAGUGGUUGCAGCAGUGCUUGGCACAGGCCGUCCCGAAGAGAUCUCGGAAGAUGAGAAGGAAGAUGACAAGGAGUCAAAUGAGUCUUUUCCGCCCUUCUUGCCGGAGUUUUCAGCACCAGGCCUCUUCGGUGAGACUCCGACAGAGACGCGCGAUACCGAUUCGGCGGAUGUCACACAAGAAGCUAGUGCUGAAAAGGAGGAGGACUGGUGGCAAAAUGCUCAAGCAGCCCUUGGAAUGGCCCAAACAGAGGAACAAGAGGAACGAAAGGAGGAGAAGAAAGAGAGGGAGAAGGAAGAGAAGGAGGUUGAGGCUGAGCCCAAGGAGAGUGCCACGGAAAGAUUUGAAGUGGAAGAGCCUUUGCCAAGAGAAGAGGAGGUUGUGGAGGUUGAGGCUGCGGCUACCCCAGAGCCUGCGCCACAGGAAGAGCUUGAGCCACCAGUGGCGCCGGGCAUGGAAGAUGCCAACCUCAUCGUACGAGUGGACAUUGACCCCAAGCGACAAAGAGUAGAACUUGGGGAGAAGGCCAUUCGGAAUCUCAUGUCCCAGUCUGACCGUAAAGUGUUGGAGGCCAUGGCCCAAGAAGGAUGGGAGGUUGAAGUUGUUGAUGAGUCCAAAGGGUUGUACAUGCUGUCUUUGCCGUCAGUCCUCUAUGAGGUCAUGGGCACCAGCGUUUCCAUCCCAGCUCCGCGCUUUCUGACGAAGCUUCGCGACAAAAGCGGGACGUUUUCACAGUUUGAGGAGCGGCUAGAAGGAGAUCUGGUCUUGCAGAACGGCGAAAAUAUUUUUACUUUGCAGCUGGGGUUUCCUUUUCGGACCAAGCUCACCAUUUCCGCAGCGGGUUGGACGAGGGCCAAAGUUGGCUUUGAGGGCGAUGAGAUCCUCUCGUCCAACUAUGUGGAAGUUGGCAUCCAGCUCCCGAAGGUACCAGGCCUCACCAACAUCAUGGAGUACUUUGUGAAGAACUAUGGCACACAGUCAACGCAAGAAUGCACAGAUGCUUUGGCAAGAGCGGCAGAGCGACUGCCAGAGACACCCUUGCAAAGCAUUGAGGACACAAUGAAGGAAUUUUUAAAGCCGCUGACGGAUCCUGAAGGAAACGAAAAAAAACUGGUAGGGAGUGGGCCUGGAAGGCCACCAACGUAGAGUUCUUCUGUUCUUCUGUUUCCCCUCUGCAUGGGGCCGUGUUCAUUCAGACCGCUCACGUUGGGAGGAGUCCAGGUGAGCUCCAUGAGUUUCACCCAACGCUCUUUUGGCAUGAUAUUUUUUAAGUGCCGAUCUAGAGACCUAGAUGGUCCGAUCUUGCGGGAAGGAGCCUGGCAGGUGUGGUUUGUGGAUGCAGUGUUAACGAUGGACUUGGCCGUUUGGCUGGGAGUCUCCCUAGCGCAGUACACAGAGGUUUGGAGCCGUUCACAUCUUUGAACACUUUGCUGCUCACAUCUUGGAGUUCCAUCCAAGAUGGCCUGACCUUUGAAGGGCUGGGGCCGCUUGGGCUUCUUUUCGGCGCCCCCUGCUUUUUGCUUCUGGGAGCUGGGCAAGGACAUUUGUUUCCGAGCAAAAGCAGCGGGUGCAAUGUGUGCGUCGUUUGGCCUUGAAGGUGACCUCUUGAGCAACUUGAUGAAUUCAAAGAAAAC
Molecule: messenger RNA, 2276 nt
Organism: Durusdinium trenchii
Lineage: Eukaryota; Dinophyceae; Suessiales; Symbiodiniaceae
Source: the annotation of a GenBank genome assembly